Messenger RNA from Myzus persicae (green peach aphid), 2089 nucleotides. RefSeq lists its product as uncharacterized. The record is from RefSeq and is a predicted model, not a curated record. NCBI's taxonomy places the organism in Eukaryota, Metazoa, Arthropoda, Insecta, Hemiptera, Aphididae. The transcript has 2 exons. Bases 210 to 1052 code for a protein of 280 amino acids.
UCAGGAGCAUUCCGCGCCGAGGCUCUUCAGUCUUCGACGGUGCGACGAAGGGACCUGUCCUUACUUGCUCCGGCGACGACCAGCGAUCACCGGCACCUGAAACACUCUGUCGACGUCACCGCUGUUGCCAACCAUUGCAACAGAUUUUCGUUUCGCGCCGUCCGGCAGCCAUUGGCAUUAUUUGACAGCUGCCCCGUCUCGUUUCGUACAUGAGGAACGAUCAGUUGCCCGAAGAAAAGGCGGAAUCGGCAAGCACGCCCGAUCCUCGCAAUCCAUCGACCGAAGGUGCUCCACCAAUUAUACCCUACGCGCCACUGGCGACACUACAGGAUAGAUUGGACGCGCUCGAGGGUUAUUUCGCCGCUCAACGAGGUGAUGAACCACUGCCAAACAACCCGCCAAUCGCCAGAAUCGCCCCCACCAUCGCGGCCCAGCCUUCAGUCUCUCUACCGGCCAUCGGAUUCCCGUUCGAAAACGUCAACAUGCCCGGAAACCGCGCGGUCAACAUCUCUUCCUUCCAACUCCCCAACCCCACCGCCGACAAGUUCUCCAGCGCUGCAGCCGCAACUACCGCCGCCAACUUCUUCAGCACCGCAAAUUCAGCCGGAACCGCGCCCGCAACCCCCCGCGUGGCCCCUAUACUUUCCACUGGACGGGACCCCUCCUACUCCGCCACAUACGCCUCCGCCUCCACCAACACCGCCACCUACUCCUCCUCACCGGUCCGCGACGCCACCAAUACAUGUCUAUACUGUGUAGCGUCCACUUCUCACGCUUUACCCGCAUUAAACCUCAGCUCCCCGCCCGCCUCCAACUCCGACACUGACUCCGCCACCAGCCCUGAAUCUGUCGCCGCCAAUGAACUCUUGCGCCAACCCGUUCCCGGGGCCUUCCGCCGCCGUAUAUUCGCCGACAUCGGCGACGAGGAAAUGGACGAACAGCGGAUGCCGCGCAAGGUGGCCAAACUGUCGGAGCAGCACUUGAUGGUCAACAUCGGCAACUGCGGCGGUGUUGACGAUGACAUGAUGAUGGAUUGCACAACAUCCGAAUGAUGCUGAUAAUGUUUUUAUCGACGACCCCUCCAAUAAUCGCAAACAAUAUUUUAACGUUUUAUAAAGCUUUGUCAAUAUCAUAUAUAACUGACGGUCGUCGAUAUUUCACAUUUUUUUUUAGUAAUUAUACUUUUAUUAUUUUUUCAUUAUAUUUUCUAAAUGACUUAUACUUUAACGUUUCGUUAGCGCCACACGUCCAUACAGUUAAUGCGUUUGUUCGUCAAAAACAGUCGAGAAACUAAAUCUCAGCUUAUUAUACCUAGGUACUAUGUAAUACCUAUAGAACAUAUUGGUAGGUAUACAAAACCCGUUACAUAAUCAGCCGCCAAAUCCGCAAGUCGUAGCGAUUACGCGAAAAAAAAAACCAUUCGACUUUUCAAUCUACUUCAAGCAGAAGUAGGUCAGCACUAGAGAGUAGUAUCCAAAUUUUAAAUAAUUUUUGAAAAACGCCGCUUUUUUCCAUGUGCGUACGAAAAGAGUUGUAACUAUUUUACAAAAAAUAUCUAAGUGUUUGUAUGUAUUUUUUUUUUAACUUGUAAACAACUUUUUUCGUGACCGAGUGGACGAAAAAAACGGACGACAAAAAAACUGGCACGAAGAAAAUAUCGUCUUCAGUGUCACAACGGUUUUUGCAAACGAUUCUCGGCCGAAUGGGCGUGUGGCGUCUUUUUUUUUUAUUAUUAUGAUAUUAUUACGUCCGAGGGUGGCGUAUUAGCUUUAAAACUACAUAAAAUCGCGAGCUCUUCGAAAGCUCAUAAUAUUGUACUCGUUUACACUGUAAAAGCAUAUUAAAUAUUUUAAUGUUGACACUAAAUGUGUGUGAAUUAUUAUUUUGUGCAUCAAAUUCAUAUUUUUAUAUGUUUUAUCCGUCUCACGGUCAAUCUCGAUAAUAAUUAUUUCAGGAAACCUGUAUCGAUUGCUUAACGCUUAUUUUUAUAAUAACAUAACGGUUAUAAUUACUCUUAUUGAACACGAUUUUAAUGUAACAAUUUGUGUGUACUUAUACCGUCGUUUCGAAGCUGUAUUUUAAUAAUUAA